Molecule: messenger RNA, 1694 nt
Organism: Protopterus annectens (West African lungfish)
Lineage: Eukaryota; Metazoa; Chordata; Ceratodontiformes; Protopteridae
Product: type-1A angiotensin II receptor-like
Exons: 5
Coding region: 557-1612 (351 amino acids)
Biological process (GO): regulation of vasoconstriction; immune response; G protein-coupled receptor signaling pathway
Cellular component (GO): membrane
Molecular function (GO): angiotensin type II receptor activity
Source: RefSeq, a predicted model, not a curated record
UAAAUGAAGCAUCAUGCCUGAGAAAAAGUCAGUACAUUAGAACAUCAAGCUAUAAAAAUCUGUCUUACUUGCUGGGUGACGGAUCCAAAUUGCCUCUCCGGUUAAAGAAGGAGAAGGGAUACUGCAGUGCCCUCAUAGUGUGGGAGCUGCACUCCUAGUAUAAAUGAACAACCGCUGAUGCUUUUCUCCGCAGCGUGUGUACUGAUUGUCUUGCUGUCUCUUCAUACGUUCCUUCUUUGCAGGGAAAAUGUUCUGCAGGCAGACAAAUACUCCAGCUAAUUAGCAGAAACAUUAACUCUUCAUUGUCUCUCUUCAUUCAGUUCAGUUUUGCCUGAUGAGAAUAAGGAAUCAGAACAUGCAUUGAGAACAUCCUUAUAAGAAAUCAUGAAUUCAAGAAGUUAAAAACACAGUGACUCAGAAUAUAAGCCACAAUCCAUCCUUCACAAUAUUUCCAAAAAAAGGUGAGUCCACGUGAUCCAACCGUCAUCAUUGUUGAUAAAGGAUCUUUUUGUCAAUAUUCUUGGAUGAUACAGAUUGUAAACCAACAAAGACAAAGAUGCAAAACAGCUCAUCACAGAAUACAAGCAAUUGGUCAGGGGCAGGAAGUAAAAGUUAUAUAUUCAUCAUGAUACCUGUUAUAUAUAUUAUUGUUUUUGUAAUAGGGAUUCUUGGCAAUAUUGUGGUAGUAAUUGUUAUUUACUUUUAUAUGAGCCUAAAAACAGUUGCCAGCAUUUUUUUGUUCAAUCUGGCACUAGCAGACAUAUUUUUCCUUAUUACACUGCCGCUAUGGGCAACCAGUACUGCAAUGCAUUACAAGUGGCCAUUUGGGAAUGCUUUAUGCAAAAUAUCAGCUGGAAUAACAACACUUAAUUUGUAUGCAAGCAUAUUCUUUCUCACUUGCCUUAGCAUUGAUCGCUAUAUGGCCAUUGUCCAUCCAAUGGCAUCUCGUCAAAAGCGUACCUUACUUUUUGCAAGAAUAAUUUGCUUUAUUGUUUGGGUACUUGCUGCACUGAUCAGCACACCUGCCAUAUUUAUGCGCAAAAUUGUUUUCUUGGAAACUACAAGUAUAACUGCCUGUGCUUAUUCGCAUCCAGAAAUAAAAUUUUUAAUUGGAAUGGGACUGACCAAAAACAUUGUAGGCUUCCUAAUUCCAUUCCUGAUUAUUCUCAUCUGCUACUGUUUGAUUGUAAAGACUAUCCUAGAAGCAUAUUAUAUCCAGCAAAGCAAACCUAGAAAUGAUGAAGUUUUCAAGAUGAUUGUGGCAGUUGUGGCAGCAUUUUUUCUUUGCUGGAUUCCGCAUCAAGUACUUACUUUUUUGUAUGUUCUGAGUUAUGCAGGAGUGAUCCAUGAUUACAAUAUCAUGGAGAAUUUAGAAAUGGCAAUGCCUUUCUCCAUCUGCAUUGCCUACAUCAACAGUUGCCUUAACCCUAUACUGUAUGGUUAUGUUGGCAGAAAUUUCAGACGUCAUGUUACGCAACUGCUAAAACGUGUUCCUUCUGGAAGUGGACAUCGACCAUCAUUAUCUACAAAAAUGAACUCAAUUUCUCUUCAUACAUCUGAAACUUUAAUUCCUCCAUCAAAAAAGACUGCAAACGCCUGUGAUCUCAGAUAAAAUAAAACUGGGAUAUUAUUUAAUAGAAAAAUGAUGUCAAAUAUAGUAAUUUCAGAAUUAUCCAUUCAGCAGUGAUAUAUGA